AUGUCCCCCGGUCUCUCCCAAACCUCGAACUCCCUACAUUCCGAUGCCUCGCAGGGGCCCCACGAGACCGUUGCCUCGCCCCCAAAGUCAACGAGCCCUGUGAUCUCAUCUGAGAACCAAUCUACCAUAUUACCUUCGCACCGUCGAGCAAACACCGAAUACGUUGCUCGGCCCCCUAUUUUUGAAGAAAACUACGAUUACCCCCGCGAUCGGGACAACCCCCCCGAACCCCUCCUGGACAGACACAUUCCCCAAAAAGAAGUUCGAAGCCAGGGCAAGGAUCCUGUCGGACUGGUUCCAAGGCAGAUCAGAUCCGGUUGA
Messenger RNA from Penicillium cinerascens, 321 nucleotides. RefSeq lists its product as uncharacterized. The record is from RefSeq and is a predicted model, not a curated record. Lineage: Eukaryota; Fungi; Ascomycota; Eurotiomycetes; Eurotiales; Aspergillaceae. The transcript has a single exon. Bases 1 to 321 code for a protein of 106 amino acids.